Antechinus flavipes (yellow-footed antechinus) is the source of this 1415-nucleotide messenger RNA. It is a transcript of the gene ST8SIA1, whose product is annotated as ST8 alpha-N-acetyl-neuraminide alpha-2,8-sialyltransferase 1. NCBI's taxonomy places the organism in Eukaryota, Metazoa, Chordata, Mammalia, Dasyuromorphia, Dasyuridae. Bases 94 to 1179 code for a protein of 361 amino acids. Gene Ontology annotation, biological process: N-glycan processing; oligosaccharide metabolic process. Gene Ontology annotation, molecular function: alpha-N-acetylneuraminate alpha-2,8-sialyltransferase activity. The record is from RefSeq and is a predicted model, not a curated record. The transcript is spliced from 5 exons.
GAGAGAGAGAGAGAGAGAGAGAGAGAUACAUUGCAUGGGAGCGCUUUGAUUUCAGUUCAAGCUCUGCGCUGCACCUCAGACCACUGCAACACCAUGAUCGCGCUAAGCAUAAGGGACAGCAGCCGGGCCCGGAGACGGACUUGGAAAGGGACUAUGGCAAUACUGGCGUGUAAGUGCCCCCGGACUAGGCUGCCAAUGGGAGCUAGUGCUUUGGGCGUCUUUGUUCUCUGCUGGCUCUACGUCUUCCCAGUGUACCGGCUGCCCAACGAGAAGGAGAUUGUGAACGGGGUGCUGCAGCAAGGCAAAGCAUGGAGGAGAAACCAGACUGCAGCUAGAGACUUCAGGAAAGAAAUGGAACAAUGCUGUGACCCUGCCAAUCUCUUUGCUAUGACUAAACAAAAUUCCCCUAUGGGGAAAAGCAUGUGGUAUGAUGGAGAAUUAUUGUACUCUUUCACCAUUGACAAUUCAACUUACUCCCUCCUCCCCCAGGCUACUCCAUUCCAACUACCAUUGAAGAAGUGCUCAGUGGUGGGAAAUGGUGGGAUUCUGAAGAAGAGUGUCUGUGGCCGACAAAUAGAUGAAGCAAAUUUUGUCAUGCGAUGCAAUCUUCCUCCUCUAUCCAGUGAAUACAAUAAAGAUGUUGGAUUCAAAACCCAUUUGGUGACAGCUAAUCCCAGCAUAAUUCGGAAAAGAUUCCAGAACUUGCUUUGGUCCCGAAAGACAUUUGUUGAUGACAUGAAAGUAUAUAACCACAGCUACAUUUACAUGCCUGCUUUUUCUAUGAAAACAGGGACAGAACCAUCUCUCCGGGUUUAUUAUACAUUGGCAGAUGUGGGUGCCAAUCAAACAGUGCUUUUUGCCAAUCCCAACUUUCUUCGUAGCAUCGGCAAAUUCUGGAAAAGCAGAGGAAUUCAUGCUAAGCGCUUAUCUACAGGUCUCUUUCUUGUCAGUGCUGCCUUGGGCUUAUGUGAAGAAGUUACCAUCUAUGGCUUCUGGCCUUUCUCAGUGGAUCUGCGUGAGCAGUCUAUUAGUCAUCAUUACUAUGACAAUGAACUCCCUUAUUCAGGCUUCCAUGCCAUGCCAGAGGAAUUCCUUCAGCUUUGGUAUCUUCAUAAAAUUGGAGUGCUAAAAAUGCAGCUAGAACCAUGUGAAGACCUCUCUAGCCCACCCACUUCCUAAGGACUGAGACGCAGGAAGUGAAUGGGCCAAUGCAAUGUUUUUAGUACUUAUGUGUGUGACUAUGCAGAAGAGAAAACAUUCAGACUUAUUUAUGAAUUUGCAUAGAUCACAUAAGGAAAGAGAAACAAAAUGCUGUGGUUUAAACAUUGACUUGGAGGCUUACCAGGAAAUCAUUCCUUCUGCAAAAUAUUUUGUGGUUUGCUGUGGAUUUUUGGCCAAUAAAACUCUGGAAGAAA